Molecule: messenger RNA, 34483 nt
Organism: Xyrichtys novacula (pearly razorfish)
Lineage: Eukaryota; Metazoa; Chordata; Actinopteri; Labriformes; Labridae
Source: the annotation of a GenBank genome assembly
AUGGCCGCAGAUGCGUCGGAAAGGAAGGCUCUGAGAUACAAGCAAACCCUGGUCAGUGUCUCCUUCUUCUUCUUUGUCUCUUUCUCUUUCUGUCUCUCAAAGUCUGUCUCUUAUUAGUCAGCCUGUUUUUGUCUCCUCCACUUGUUUGACUUACUCACCUUACUCCUUUUAUGACACACCUGCAACGAUAGUGAAUCCUGUAUGCCCAUGGCAGAAGUCUGUCCUACUUAUGUGUGUACCUGAGAAGGAGCCUCAUAUUGUGUGUGUGUGUGUGUGUCUGUGUGUGUGUGUGCGAGUGCGAGUUGUAGACAUGGUGAAGACCAAUUAGCUGAUGUAUAACAACAGGGUCACGCACAUGGUCAAGCAACAGGUGCUUAGGCACUGUGCACCUCCUUCACCCUUGAUCUCAGCAUGCACAGACACACACGCACACCACACACACACACUUUGUUGCUGUCUUGCUGUUUCCCCGCUCUAGAGCCGGCCACCUGUUUGCUCCCCUCUCCGCGCCUUGUUACUUAAGCCCUGAUUGGUCUUUACACAAGUAGGAAGGACUUCUACGUUGGCAUGAUUGUAUGCGUGAAAGUCUAUGUGCAGUAUGUGUCCUUGCAUUUACAUCUGUGUUCAUGUGCAUGGUGUGUGUUUUAGAGAGGGGAAACCCGAGCACUCAUUUGCAGGAGUGCUAAUCCUUAAUAUUCAUGCGGUUACAUGUGUUUUUUUGGACAAAGCUGUGUGAAGAGUGUCUAAAAGCAUAUGAUGUACCAGAAGGGAUUUGGGAUGCACGCUUAGAGACCACAGAGAUGGAACAAUUAAGAGUGUUAUGCAGUUUGAUAGAAUAGCCUUGAGAUAAUCCCUGGUCAUUAGUUUACAGUUUAGUGGAUAUUAAUGGGUGACUCAAGAUUUGUCAGUGAGUGCUCAUGAGGCAGAAGUCAGACUUUGAUGAACUUUUAUUAGUUCGAUACUACAAGUUUUUUAUUUUGUUCAAAAAGUAAGUACGUGCUGCUAGCACUGCUGCACAGUUUUCCAACUUUGUGUUUCCAUUCUAUUUCAUUUUUGGUUUAUAAUGCUACUCUUUUUUCUCGCUUACUUCAACUCUAAAGAGUAGAAUGGUUUAUCGGCGAGCCGAUUAAAAUCCAUAUCGGUCCGGCCCUAAUGGAAAGAGUGAGUCGCAUCUGCUGACUUAAAGGGAUAGUCUGGCAUAAAACUAAGUUAGGACCCUAAGUUUGACUAAGGGUCAAACGCACCAUAACACUAAGUUAGACGACCCCUCGAGAGAUGAAUGUUAAUGACCGCUUGCUUCUCUAGUUAUACCAACUUUAGUACUGGACUGCUGCAGGGUGACGCAGCUCAAGGAAGAACAUUUCUAAUCAUUUCUUCAUCAUUUCCUUGAAGUAAUAAUUACCAUAUUAAUCAUUUUGGACUGCAGAUGCAGCAGUUCUUCUGCCGCAGUGUCUCGGUCUGAUUGCAUUUCCAUGAAGAAAUGAUCAUAAAUGUUCUUCCUUGAGCUGCAUCACCCCGCUGAAGUCUGUAAUGGACUGACCCGAGGCUACAAACAAUCGGCUGCUGGAGGAGAAGAGGUGAGUUGUGUUUAGUCUCUUUCCUAAGGAAAUUAGUCAAAGUUAAAAAGAUGUUAGAUGGCUAGUACUAUGGCUGGGACCCUAUAUGUACUGUUGAUGAAGUUAGGUGCUGUUCUGAGCAUUAUUUGUGGCUAUAGAGUGGCUUUUUGGUUGAGUGCGUGGCUCUGUGUAUUGCUAUCUGCGGUCAUUACUGAAGUUGGUAUAACUAGAGAAGCAAGCGGCCGUCAACAUUCAUCUCUCGACGGGGAUGUCUUGGUGUUACGGUGUGUUUGACCCUAAAUUUAUUUUACGCCGGAAUAUCCCUUUAACUCAAAAGAGUGUGGAAAGAGUGAGUCAUAUCCCAUGACUAAGGAGCCUUUUCAGAAUCAGUUUUCUCACUUUGGUUAUCCUUUGCAUGUGCCGCCCUGACAUUUACACUUACCACUAAAUCUUAACAGAUGUACAUUUUUCAGGAUCUACCGUAGCUCAAAGGUGCUUUUCUGAGCGAAGACCUCCACUGCAUGCAAGAAAGUCCACGACAUGCAGCAUCUGUGCAACUGUGGUGCACUCGCUGCUUGUACGGUAGCUGUGCCCAAUGUAUAUAGCAUUUGUGGUUGUAAGGUACAUAUAAGCUGAGUGAGUAUAUCAGGUGUGGCUUGCGCAAGCGUUGGCUGUUUCACAAUGUGUAACCUUAGGAAGGAGAGUUAGGAGGCUUUGUAAACAACAAUAACAAAAAACAUAACUAUGAUCUAUAACCAGAAUUACAUCUAAAAUAUUUCAUGUAACAGAUAACUUUUUAAUGCCUUUAUAAAAUGAAUGAAAUAGAUUUUUUAAUGCCAAAUAAAUCUGUUUAGCCUCUAUUGUGGUCUGAAAAUAGACAGGUAACAUGUGAGGCUACACACAAGGCCUGCGGUGCACCUCACAAUGUGUCUGAGUUUAUGAUCGAUAAUUCAUGAGGAAUGAUCUUCCUCUUUAGAGUCUCUGCAGUGUUCAGCUGCAUGAGGGCAUGUGAUCAUGGUGACCUAUGGAGUUUAAUAGUGUAUGAAAUCCUAUGCCUGUGGGUAGUCAGGAAGUGCAAAGUCAACUAACCUGUGUGUGUAUGUGUGUGUGCAUGGUCUGUAGUAACCCUAAUGUUUACUGGGUCACUCACAGGUGCAGAGUUAUAUACAUCUGUGUUGUGUCAUAUGUUUCUUUGUUUAUGGAAGUACAUUGUGUCCUAUCAUUGUUGUUUCCCUCUCAAUCCUUUGACCCAACUUCAAACAUGAAGAAGUCAUAAAAAACCCAAAUGUCAUAAAGAUUAAGAGUCAUUACCACCAACACAGUUUACAAAGACAGCGCAUGUUGUGCCGAGUCAUGCAAAGAAUGUAUGGAGAUAAACCCUCCUCUAUUUUUGAAGACCUUCAUGUGCUUUAGAUUUGACUUAGAAUUGACAGCUUAUAAAGGCAUGCACUCACAUUCAGAUCUACACAUGUAGCAAAGCAUGAAGGUAUUUGUACGUCAAAGACAAAUGACAUUCAGCUAAGCUCAUCCUCACGGUGUGCAAUGUGAAAUAAUCCAGUUUGGAAAACAAGAUCUAUACCACUUCAGCCUCACUGCAUCAUCAAUAGAUGUUUGAACCCUUAUUACAAGCAGAGGAAAUUCAGUUGGUACAAAACUGUUCACAUCUGUUAAGUUAAUAAGAUGUUUUUGUUAAUUAAGCUAAUUUGUCAGUUUAAAACCAGUAAAUGCACCCCAAACAUGCUGUAUUUGUGUAGCCUAGCAGCCUUUCUAUUGCUAUCAGCUCAGUCUGUAGUAAGCCCAGUAGUUGUGAUCUAAAAGUCAUAUACAGAAGAAGACGGUGAGAUGGUGUGACACAGAUUGACCACAAUUUUCCAGCAAUUACAGAAAUUUUUGACCUGCUAAUAAACACUAAUGUGUUCAGUUUAAGUAGUAUAGUGUUCCUUCACCCAUACCCUCUUCUCCUCCACCUGUCUCUCUAUUUCUCCAUGUAGGUGUCAGAGCCUCUGUCAGAGGGAUGAACACUGUGUGUUAUAAGUGGGAGGGGGAUUUGAUUUGAUAGCAGAAAAUAGGCUGAAAGAUCAACUGAUGAUAGUGAUAUGGAAAGUUUUGAUUGUUUCUUAGCACUUGGAAUACUCUGCAUUUAUCUGGAAUAAAGUCCUGUAUUUUUGUACACUUCAGAACAUAGAGUAUUGCAGAAAGAAGAGUCACAAGAUUUUUUUGUUUCAUGUUGGUGCAGCCCUACCACAGACCCUUAAAUGGUGUCUUAAAGUCUUAAAUUGUGAAGUUUUUCAAUCAAACCACAAUCCAAAAGGUUUAUUUACCCUAAGAGUAUGCCACUGUUUUCUUUGAAAGCAUGAUGAUGACCAUACAACCUGACUAAACAAGUGAGUUUAUUGCCAUGGCUCCUCCAAAAACAGUCCUCCAUGUUAUAAAUCAGAAUAGAAAGGUCUAACAAGAGGACAUGAAACAACAUUUUAAAAUAGUCUUGUUAUGUUUGCUUUAUUAAUUCACAGCAGAUGUGUUCAUUUACCACAAUUUCAAAGCAAAGGAGGAGUGUUUCAUUUCAAUUGGUCAUAAGUGUGUGUCUGUGUUUGCUUAUGUGCGCUCCUUUACCUUUAGUGUCACGAGAAACAACAUCAUAGCAUCAAUAAACUGUUUUAUUUUUGGUUACAGGAGUUAAAAAAUGUUCUAUUUCUAUUCUAUGUUCUCAAGAUUUUGCCAGUAUUUAAAAAUAUUAAUAAUACUAAUAUUCAAGGUUGUUUUAUAUUUGACUUCUUGCUUUCAUGACUGUAAUUUAACAGCAUUUGACUCCUGAUACUUUUUAAAAACAUAUUUAUUCAAAGAGGACAGGACAGUGGAUAGAGCUGAAGGAGAGUGGUGAGGACCUGAGCCGUCUGCUGAGGACUAUAGCCUCUGCCACUUCACCACAGCGCCUCAACAUUCAGUAUCAUUUAAUCAGGUUCUGUUGACAAACUGUAUCACUGGGUACAGUGUAGGUCUGCGGUCUAAGUUGCCUGGUAAACUUAAAAGAUUGAUUAAAACUAAUAGUUUUUUAGUCCUUGAAGGUUGAGAGUUGAAGGACAGAGAGAGGUGGACACAGGAAAACUGAAGAAUAUGAUGAGGCAUUGAAAGGUACACUGAAGGCAAGAGAGAGGUGUGGGAAGUGUAAUGAGGAAUAUUGGAUCGCGGUGAUCCUAAAUUUAGCUCAGAGUUGUGUUUCAACAGGAGAGAGAGAGAAGGAGAGAGCAGAGGAAAGAAAGAAAUGGAAGUAGGGGGCACUAAAGGAAAGAAGCUAAGGAGUACAAGUGAUUAGUGCAGAGUAGAGUUUCACCGGUCAAGAGGGAAAACAGGAAGGAGUGAGAGGAUGAGGUCAUGGAGUCAGGGGGGAUUUCUAACAACAUACAUAUCAACAUGGUGGCAAUAUUCCAGGUCCUUCUGUCCUGGUCUGAUCCGGACUGAAAAGCUGUUUUUGUUUCCAAACAUUUAAAUAAGGUGUUCUGAUAAAUUUAUUUUUUACUACCUCCAUCAUAGUUAGGUUUUUGUGGCUUUUGUCAUCAAAAGCCACAAACCCGGUGCCUCGUUGUUAGUUUGUUGUCCAGGACUUGAUAGUAUUUGGUUACCCCUCAGAAAGUGAUUCUAUGGAAAGUUACAGCUUUGCACCUUUUGUACGACCUGUGUUAAAUGUAGCCUCAUAGACAACCACAGAGCAGAUCUGAAGAUAACAUUUCCACUGUCCAAUUUGUGGACAAUCAAUACUUGAGAAAAGAGCAUCACGCAGCAGGACCACAGUACCACAGCCCUACCUCCUGCAGCCUGGAGUCACAUCUCUGCGUGUUUGUCACAGAUAGUUUUGCGGUCAAAAGGUAGUCAGGUGAAUUUUUAAUUGUCGAAUUGCAUCAAAAAGUUAAACUGUGCACAUGAACAGAAACAAGUAUUUUAAUGCAAAAGUUCACUGCAUUCUAAAGUGUCUACAGACAGCGGAGUGGACAAGUUUGUAAAAGGAUCUUGACACAUUUUAUUUGGUGCAAAGAAGGAUCAGUUCAGGGGUGUUACUCCAGGUGUGGUGUUUACUGUGUAUCAUGUAUCUUGUCUGGUCUUACAUUAUUUAAGAUGAUAGUUUGUUGCAUUUGUGUGUGCUGUUUUUUGUGCGUAACACCCUCGCAGACGUAAAGUUUGCAUACGUGUCAGGAAAUAUGGCCUUCUUAGAAAUCAUGUACUUUUAUUAUUUAAAUGCUUCAUUUGAGUCCCCUACAUGAUGUCAGUUUUGUUGCUAAACCAAACAAUAUUUUUAGUGUCAAAAUUCAACAUCCAAGACUGCUAUUGUUUGAGGCCGUGUUGCGUGUUGGCAUUCAGUUACAGCACAGAGUUCAAGUUUCACUCUGCAUUGACUAGCAUCUCCCCCCACACAGAAUCACCUUAUGAGCACAUAUAAGUGUGUGUGUGUGUGUGUGUGUAAACCCAUCUGUCCAUCAAUCUGUCUGACCAUGAACGUACUAAUUUAGAAGCUGCUGAAAGGUUACAGCACACGGACGUCCAAAGUGUCAGCACUACACACAGCUCACCGCCUUUUCAGCUGUAUUCUUGGAGUUCUAUUGUCUGCUGUUGAUGUACGAAGAAGAUACAGAAACUCUGGUUUUAUCCGUAUGACACAGCGGGUACAGGGCUUGGAAAAAAUUCAAAAUAUUUGAUAAUUGUAUAAAUAAUCAGAUCUCCUGUAGAGUGUUUAUCAUAAAAUAGAGGGCAGAGUUCAUCUUCUUGUUUAUGCAGAAAAACAUUCAAAUAGAUAUUAUAUAAAACUGACAAAUAUAUAACCAUUUUGAUUUAAUUUGGACACUGUAUUAGUGUUUGUUGUUUACCAUGACUUUAAAUCGAGUUGAAUGAUCUGCAGAAAACCAGCAGGCUGAAAGUUCCUUCCAGACCAGGUCAAAUCUGCCUCUGAGGUCUCUUAAUGUGGCACAUUUUGAGACACACCCCAACCCAAGCCCUCAUCUCAGUUUGACUGUACUUUUAAUUCUGCCAUAAGAAAGCCCAUUCAUCAUUGAGAACUCAUCACACUUAUUCUAACCCAGUCAGUGAUGUAUGAGUCAAAUCUAUAUUAGGAUUUAGGUUUACAUUAUGUGAAGUAAUACAGGCCAAAGAUUACCUGGUAGACGCAGUGGUAGCUCCAGAGUUUGGGUAGAGGUCUCUCAUAAUUAUGUAGUAGACUUGAUCCCAUCUGCAGAGAACUAUUGACCGAGCUAGCUAACCUGCUGGUUCUCCUGGCAGCUUCUUAUAAACAGGACAGAAUUGACCAGCUUCCACUGAAACACUUAAUAGAAACGUAACUCAUGUAACUCGACUUCAGAGACACUUUUAAAUGUACCACAGUCAAAAUGAAAACGAAGCUUAAUACUCAUCAAAAACAUCUGUGUACCUGAGCACUGAGGAGGUUACAGGAGAUUUCUUUACACCUGUAAUUAAACUGGAAUAGAUUAAAGAAGCAAUGAAGCUUUAGUUAACAACAAUAACAGCAGAAAACUGUUGGGGAAGAGAGAGAGAGAGAGACAGAGAGAGAGAUACCUCUGCUGGAGAGAAACAGGGAUGAGAAUAAAUCUCUUUGCUGGAUCACCACAGCAAUUUCCAUGGAGUCUAUCCAGACAGAGGUGAUAAAUCUCAAGGCAGAGCCCAUGUUUCCGCUUCCAUUAGAGCUGUUUGGGUCAACAUGUGGUUUCAUCUAUUUAUAAAAUGGACUCCCUUCUGCCAGGGUGCUGCAGGAAUACUAUCACACUCCACAGUCCCAUUUGUGCAGGAACUACCUGGACAUGUUUAUGUCUGAUAAUUUCUUACCUGCAGAAAGUGACUAUGGCUAGUCUAUUACAGAGAAGGAAGGGUAUGCACUGGAAAUACUCUGGGUUUUGGAUGUUUCUGUGAUUCAGUUCUAAUUGAUUGAUGGUUUUGUUUUCUGAUUAACUCGUAGCUCUAUGGGGAGUACCAGGAGAACCAAGGAGGCUCUAGCAGACGAGAGGCCACACGUCUGCUGACAGAGAGACAGAUCAAGAAACAUGGCAGUCAUCCCCGCAGCCACGGGAGGAUACGGCAUGGCCGCCGCAGCCAUGGCCAAAACGGAUACCACAGUCGACACAGCUAUUACAGCAAACAGAGGAACAGGCGUCAGUCCAACAUGGAGACCGAGCCUGCUGAAGAGCAAACAGCUGAACCUGACCAGGCCUCUUCUGUGACCAAGAAACGCUCCUACUCCAAGUGUGGAGGUAAGAAACCCCGAGAAAAGGUUGUAAACAAGUAGGACAGGAUCAAGAUGCUGCAUGAGGACCUUGUGGUUUCUCUCAUUCAGACUGCGUAGCACGAGUACAGCGGUUCCUUGUGACGAGGUUAGGUGAGGACUGGAUCUUUCUUGUUCUGCUCGGCAUCACAAUGGCACUGGUCAGCUGGAGUAUGGACUACGCCAGCGCAAAAAGCCUGCAAGGUAUGAGGACUGGGUAAAAGGAAAGAUGCUGUCUCCCUCCUCCCUUCAACCGUUCUGCUGUUCAUCCCUGUCUGUUCUCUUCAUUUCAUGAUUCCCACCCCACCCUCUCCCAGCCUAUAAAUGGAUUUAUGGGGAGCUGAGGGGGAACAUCCCCCUGCAGUACCUGGCUUGGGUUUCCUAUCCCCUGAUCUUCAUCCUGUUCUCCUCCCUCUUCUGUCACCUGGUCUCUCCUCAAGCUACCGGUCUGUACCCCCUUCUUUCUGAAGCCUCUGUCUGCAUCCUCAUGUUCUUCAUCAUCUACUUUUGAUCCCAGUGGGUUUAAUUCAAACAUAUCAAAUAAAAUGAAUGUAAAAUUUACAAUUUAAAUAAGGUUAAAAACAUAACAAUAGGCAAAGUCUCUUAGAAGAAAAGAUGGGAAGAGGAUCACCACUCUGUGUAAGGCUGUGUUAGCAAAUCCAUCAACAAUUUCAGAAUGUUCUACAGAACAGAGGUUUAAUCUGUACUAUGCAAAGUGGAAACUAUACAAAAACUAACUCCACAAGGGCCAGCAAAUUAAUUAAAGAUGGACUGAGUUCAAGUGGAAAAAUGUCCCUUUUUAUAAUCCAGGUUACAAUCGAUAUGCAACCCCUGCAGAAAUGAGAAAAUGUAAGAGGGGGCAAUUAGGCAGCCAGGGUGUUUAGUAACUCCAUACUGAAAUCAAAGGGCAACAAAUCAUGAAAAACGUAUUGACAUUUUCAUCUCAGCUAAUUGGUGAAAUCAGAUCCUGUAACAUUUGAUUGCAGUAAAACCCUGCAGAGCCUGAGCUCUCCGGGGUGCCUGAUUACCUGCCUCAGCUUCAUGAAGAAAGAACACAAAUAGUUUUCUCACGUUUUGUCGAAUCUUUCCUCACAUGAUUUAAUUGGUGAGAAUUUGUUAUUUCUCCAAAGCAAGAGGAAAUGAAAGGUGUCGUUUUGACACUUUAGGUUAAGGAAAUGUUUCCUAAACCCUUCUUCCUUUAAAAAACUUCUGUUUCACCUUUUUUUCUGCAGGUUCUGGUAUCCCAGAGUUGAAAACUAUACUGAGAGGAGUGGUGCUGAAGGAAUAUUUAACUCUAAAAGCCUUUGUUGCCAAAGUCAUCGGUCUGACCGCCGCCCUGGGCAGUGGGAUGCCUGUAGGCAAAGAGGUGGGUUAACCAGGUAAAACUGGGCCAAACAGGUUUUAAAUUAAUUAAUGAAGCAGCUUCCCACCAUUCUUACAUCCUCUAACAUCAGUCUCCUUGUGUGUUCACCUUCUCAGGGCCCUUUUGUCCACAUUGCCAGUAUCUGUGCAGCAGUUCUCAGCAGAUUCAUGUCCUUCUUCUCAGGAGUUUAUCAGGUAAGCUGAUGUCAGGAAAUAUCACACUUAACCGAUCUUAACAAGCGUGAUAAAUAAAAGAAGGCACACCACAUGAGUAUUCCUCAUCUAUGAUUGUUUUCUGUGUUCCUCAAUUCUCCUCCUCCUCCUCCUCUCUGGAUCAGUAGAAUCCAUACUGCUAUACAGACAUCCUGACAGUGGGCUGUGCUGUUGGGGUGGGUUGCUGCUUCGGUACUCCGCUGGGAGGUACACAGUUAUUUAUUUCUUUAUUUUCUAGUCAGCUUUUUGCCGGUGAGUGUAUUGCCCUUGCUUUUUUUUUUUUUUGACCUUUAAGUCUUUGUCUCUUUCUUUCUUGACCAGGCGUGCUCUUCAGUAUCGAGGUUACAUCCACAUACUUUGCUGUGAGAAACUACUGGAGGGGAUACUUUGCUGCUACAUUUAGUGCCUUUAUUUUCAGAGUUUUAUCUGUGUUCAACAAAGAUGCAGGUAAUACUUGGAGAAAAAGGUUUUCAUUAUGAAAUAAACAGUCUCUGUUUUAUUUGUAUGGAAAUCCCUGGAUACUAUUAUGACACUUUGUCCGUGUCAGACCUCUAUGGGAGGGUUUCCACGCUUGAAUACUUACCAGCUAGUUUACAUGCUUUUAGUCACUGAAAGCUUAACAUGCAUUCUCCACUAGAUGGUGUCCUCUACCACCACACAGCUCUUUGAAAGAUUUAAUACAGCAGUAUUCUUUGCUUAUUUUGCAUUGCCAAUAUGUCUGGGAAACCUAAAAACACUGGAAAAGCAGAGGUAUAAUAGACAGAAAUCCCUUUUACCUGAGGCUGUAAACACUUUACUGCUGUAAUACCUUUUUUUGAGUCUCUAAAUGUUCCUGUUUUCACUGGUUACAAAUACCAUAAAUAGUGUGAGGAAGUUUCACCUCUUGUCUUCCAGUUACGAUCACAGCUCUCUUCAGGACAAACUUUCGCAUGGAUUUCCCCUUUGACCUGCAGGAGCUGCCGGCUUUCGCAAUCAUUGGGUGAGCUACUGAAAAAUGGAGAGGGAGAUGUGUAAUUUAUGCUAGCUUUUUCUUUUUGUGUGUGUGUGCAUGCGUGUGCGUGGUAGACAUCUAAACCUCCUAAUGGACGAGACGGAAAAUGUUAAUAACUCAAAAUUUAUGCAAGUGCAGUAUUUGGAACAUCAUGAGCCUCAUUUCUGAGUUUACUGUUUACUUCAAAAGAAGAGAGGCAGGGACAGAACUCAGAUUUUCUCUUCUAUGUAACAGUGCAGUGAAACACCAGAUACAGCCCCAGCCUUUACAGUGAUUCAAUGUUCCUGUCUCUUCUUGUUUUUAGAAAGAGGAGAUGCUGUAUUAUUAUUUUUUUGUCUUAACAUCUGAUAUACUUUAAGUUUAAACAAACUCUCAGAAUCUGUUUUUAUUUACAUUUCAAUCAGUGUCCCAACUUUCUUUUUAUUUAGAGUUUUAGCAUUUCAGCGGAGUCUAAAUAAGUCCAAGCUUGAAUUUGACUCAUGGAGGGUGUCAUUGUUUGUGCAGAAUCUCCUGCGGGUUCCUGGGUGCGUUUUUUGUCUAUCUCAACAGACAGGUGGUUCUCUUCAUGAGACGACCCAACGCCAUGACCCGCUUCCUGACCAGAUAGUGAGUAUUUGUGUCUGUCAAGUCAUUAUUUCAAUAUUUGCUGCAGUUCCUAAUUUGACGCCCUCGUUAAAAAUUUUUUGCUUUUAACUGUUUUUUUCUGAAUUUGACUCCUUGGUGAAAGACCAGUGUUUCUUCUUUUUCCUUUUAGCCGGCUGGUCUUUCCUGCAGUGGUAACAUUGGUCAUCGCCACCUUGACCUUCCCACCGGGGUUUGGACAGUUUAUGGCAGGCGAGGUCAGAGUUCAUGUUUUGUUUUCUUCCCUGUCCUUCACCUACACAGAGGAGACUCUAAACCAUGUGAACUCGUCUUUAACUGCAUGCAGCAUUCACAGCUUUUCAGGAAACGAAGGAAAACAGCAGUAAACAGUGAACAGCAUUCCUUUACAGAAAACAGUGGCAAUUAAUUAACAUGUUUAGAAACACAUGUGGGAGUAUACCUGCUUCAAAAUAACACAAAAAGGUGUGAUGUGCUUAAACCACCUACAUGCUCUGAUGUAUCUUAACCAGCGAGUGAAAUCCCAGCAGCAGUCUCUCAGAUCUGUUGUCUCUUUAGAUUUCUAUGCUAUAAAUUCUCAUCACACGCUAAAAUCGGAGCCUUUUCCCCUCCCAUCACAGAUACUUCAUCAGAGGUUUUGUGGGAAUUGAAGUUAAACAUUUUAAACUGUGACUUGUCAGUGCCACAGGGAGCCAAAGACGUGAACAUUAAAGGGGGCGCACAGCUUUGAUCAGGCAGUGUCGUUAAUGAAUUCACUUAUUUAGGUAAGAAGCUUCAAGAAAUGUAUGUUGUUCAAAUCCACUUCUGCACUUCGCCCAAAGACACAUUUUUUUUGCGUGCGUGUAUUUAGUAAAGUGGGACAGCAGGUUUCAUAAAGUGGGACGCUCUGAUGUUUUUAAUAGUUGGAUUCACUCUGAGAAAAUGAGUUGUAAGCUCUGUUACUUAAAGCUAAUGUCAGGACUUAGAACUCAUCAUGAAAAAGUAUUAAUUUAGUUCAAAUGACUCUUCGUAGUUUUCAGUCGUGAUUAGUGUGGAAGCCUGGAGGGUAAAAACAGUUCAGUAAAUGAAUGACCUACAAUGAAUGCUGUGGAGAUACAGCACAGGCAUACCUGAUUGCGCUCAUCUAAACCCCAGUCUUGAAGGCAAUCCCUCGUGUGGGGCCUCGUUCAGUAACGUCUUCUUCAUUACCUUCGGCCAUGUUUGUUCGUUAUUCUGCUCUGUGUGGGCUAUGGCUGUGAGUCCGUCGCUCAUGCUUAUGUCACCAACUUGCAUUUGUCGUAUUUAUCAUGAGAUUGCAAAUGAGGAUACAUCAUUAACAAUUAUUUAUCCCCCUUCCCUACUGACAACCACAAAACAAACAAAAAAAACAAAAACAGUGACAUGAAGAGAAACUUCAAGUUUCAGACACUUGGUUCUCUUUUACAUCACCUGCCAACUCCUUGAAUCACUUAAAACAGCUCGGUUCUUGCCUAAACAAGACUUCAGUGAUCUUCACAAAUAUCUAGAUGAGAUUACUUCCCUUCACACCACCACCAGGAUGAAAACCUGCAAAAGUACAGACAGAUAUAUAACUUUUUGAUCCAGCUGGGUCAAUAAUGCUGCUGUGUGAGAGGUAAAGGGCAAAACAUUCUUCAUCAGCAAAGAAAAGGUGGGUGGUAUCAUUCUUGCUGACUGGUGAAAUUGUCUCUUCAAAAGUUCACUUCCAAGUGUUGACAAUGAAAAAUAACCUCCAAGUUACCUUAGACCACUUUCAUGCUCAGUGUCCACUGGUGAAUAUAGCAGGGUAUGGAAAUAAAUUACAUCAAUUUCCAGGUCUUACAAAGUAUGGAAAAUGAAAAAUAAAGUAUGAUGAAAUAUAUUUAUGUUUCCAGGCUAUUAUCACAGUUCUAAAAUACUCUUUUCUAAAAAAAAAAAAAAAGAAAAGAAGGUAUUUCCAAAAAUAAUUAAAAUAACACAAAUAAAAAUUCCAACUGUGUAGGAACCCUGAUAUAGUGUUGUUGUUAUUUAGCUCAAAUGGGCCUGUUUGCUUGUGUUGUCAUCGAGUUACCAUUGAAACUGUUUGCAUCAAUCCACAAAAACCUCAUGUCAAAAUGAGAAUGUAGAGAUACACUGACUGAACAUAUAUUAAUUAAAACGCUCAGUUUUAUCUUUGUUAUAGAUACCUGUUCAGCCUCAUCACCAGGGGCAGCAGGUUAUCUAAGAGCAUGAAUCCUCUCCUCUGAGUUCUCUCUCCUCAUAUACGAUUCUUCAGAGGCUUGUCUCCUCAGUUGAUUCAUCCAAUCCAACAACCGAGCCAACGCUUGUUUUAAGGGAUGCCUCAGAAAUCCACAGGAUAUGAGGAGUCCUCACAGCACACUAGUGUGAGGAGAAAUCUAUACUUGAAUAUUCCGAGCACCUUCACAACAUUUCUAUGCGACUGCGGCCGCGCUGAGAAUUCGGUGUCAAUGUUUCUACAAGAAUAGACGCCUCAUGCCCGCAGCCUUCUGUGCCGUCUGUACACAGGGAGUCUUAAGGUGAAAGCUCAGGCAGCUGCGUAUUAACACCUAGAGCUGAGAGUUAAUCAUGUGUUUUCACAGACGCUCAGAAUAAACCGCCUAGUGUGAACAAGGUGUGUGUGUGUUAUAUGUUUUUGAAAGCACGUGUGUUACCAUCUGCAUGCAUAUGUCAGUCAGCAACACUUUAAUGUGUUUUUUUUUUCUCUGUGCCCUGUGUGCGUGUCUUUUACACCCUCGUAUAGACAGUCUCACAACUCCCUUAUAACAAACUCAAAGUGUUGUUUGAACAUAGGAGGUGAAUGAAGUGAUAUCUUUCUAUAUAUACCAUUUCACUGUUUUCCCUUUUCCCUUAAAAAGAUUUCAUAUUGCUCCGGGGGAAUUAAAUCCCUUCAAUCCGACUCGAUAACGUGGUGUUCAGCUGCAGAAGCAGCAGCGGCGCACUGAGGGGAGAUUAAAUGCUAGGUGGAGUGUGAACCAGACGUGAACUCAUAACUUCAAAAAAAGGCACAGUAAAGCCUAUUAUUACAUCCUGCUCUGUCGAUGCCAACAGCAGUCAGUCACAGAGCUGAUUCCAAACUUUUCCACUCGCACACAACGGUACGUUGAAGAUUUCAGGGCCUCGAUUCAACAUCAGCUCAAGUAAAAUGUCUCAAAGUGGAGAAAAUCAAACUGAUGUCUGUGUUUUUCCCCCUGCAGCGAUGUUAUGCAGAUGCAGGAGGCGCUGGGAUGUGUGCCUGUGAGCAAAUUCAGUAGCAUCUAUGCAAAUAAGGAGGAAAAUGGUUGAAGUGAAUUAGUCAUUCAUGAGUCAUCUAAGGAGAAUGAGUCAUUGGCCAGGGCCACACGUACCCGUCUGCUCUCAGAUUUCUGGAUGACUUCCUGCUUGUUUAUCUCGUUGACUUUCUUCCCCUCGUCACAUUUUUUGCCCUCUACUUUUUUUCUAUUCUCCUUUUAAUCCUUUUUUUCUUCAUCUCUUUUCAUCAUCGAUCUUUAACCUCCACAUACUUUCCACUCUUUAUCUCCUUUUUCUCUCUUUUCCUCUCCUCUUCAACCCUGACUGUCUUUCUCGUUACCUCAAAUGUUCUUUGAACCUCUCUCCCUUUCUCCUCGUCCGUACCCUCUUAAAUCCAUUUCUGUCGCCAUGUGUUUGCUUGGCUGCCCUCCAUUAUGGUUUCUGCAGUUAACUUUCAUACAUUUUCUCCAUGACUGACUAGUUAAGAGGGUAACAGUCUAAAAAGAUUACCUGGUUCAGUACAUUUUAGUUUUUGAAUUAUGGGUUGAGUAAAUUUUUGGUAGAGUAAGGGAAACAAACUCAACAACAAAUAAAGAUUCUUUCCUUCCAAUGGAUUUUUACACAUUAAGUAGAAUAAAAACAAUAAUUAUACACGGUUUAAAAUGAAGUCUUUCUUCCUCUGUGUCCCCUCCAGCUGAUGCCCAGAGAGUGCAUCAACUCUCUGUUUGACAACUUCACAUGGACAAAGAUUUCAGGAUCUCCUCCCCCCAUCGGUCUGGGCCGCUCCAUCGCCUGGAUCCACCCUGAUGUCAGCGUCUUCCUCAUCUUGUUGCUCUUCUUGGUCAUGAAGGUCUGUGGGCUGUUGAAGUGUUUUGUGUGCUGGUUAAUUGUGUGCCAUUGCUUCUGUGUGUGUGUUUCAGACAGUGCAUGAGUUUGUGUGUUCCUGUGGGCGCAAACGUGAGACGGAGCGAGUGUGUUUGUGUGUGUGUGUGUGUGUGUGUGUGUGUGUGUGUGUGUGUGUGUGUGUGUGUGUGUGUGUGUGUGUGUUUGAGGUUGGCUCCACCUUACGUCAGCAUCUUCGUCAUCGCCCCCCUUGUCUUCGUCAGGGGCAUUUGUUGUAGGUCACUCAUGUUGUGUGUCGGUGACAGGGACAUCUGUGUGUGUGUGUGUGUGUGUGUGUGUGUGUGUGUGCGUCUUUGUCUUCCACCUUGUAUCUCUGUCCAAGGUCAGCAGUGUGGGCAGGCUGCCAGCAGCUCGAGGAUUCUCAUGUUUUCUUAAAGCAGCUACACACACACACUUACCACACUCACACACAGACACACUUACACACAGACACACUGGGGUUAUUGUUCUUGAAAGCUCUCUUGCUGGUGGUAAAUUUUCUAGUUUCAAGCAGGGAUGCAGCAGUCAGAGGUUUUGAUGGUAUGAAAGCUCAAUUAACUCUGUAUUGAAGAGAUAUUUCAGCGCAAAUUUAAGUUUAGUGUUAUGGUGUGUUUGACCAUAACUUGAAUUUACGCUGGAAUAUCCCUUUAACUAUUGACUAGUUAAUAACUAGUUAACUAUUUAACUGACCCAUAUAUGUUUCAUGCCCAACAACUUAGUGUUUCAUUAAGUUACUUGUCACUGUUGUCAUUAUUAUUGUUGAUAUGUAAUAAGAAAACUUAGUGGGUGUAGUUCUGGUUUGUAAUCCUGCACAUCUGUUUGGACCUUUUGCUGCAACUUUUCUACUGCAAGUUUUACUGACAGCUGAUCAGUUAUCUUAAAUAACUCUUUGAUCGUUCUUGGUGUAAUCAGAAGACUCCCACACUGCCGACUUUAAAAGGACUGACUGUCUAUAAACGCGGCACAUUAAGUUAAUGCACCACAGGUGUGACGUUUUUUUUUCUUUCGUGCAGGUUGGACUGAACAUGAACUCUUUUUGAGAGUGGCAACAAAAAAACACUCUGGAAAUUCACAGCAAUUUUCUGUGGUUUAGUGCAAAUGCAGCUAGAUUGAAGGAAAGACGAAGCAGUGAGAGUUUUUUAUGACAUUAGAUUAGAAUAACCUUUAAGCCAUUUCCAGGUUUUUUUUCUUGUACUAACAAGUUAUUCCAGGAUAAAAUAAGAUCAUUGAGCAGAUCUGUUGAUGUCCAACUGAAAGCAUUCAGUUUUAUCUACAGAAGCUUAUAUUUAAACUUUUAAAUGCUUAUCUAUAUAGAAUUCAAAAAGGUUAAUGUUAUAAUGCUAUUUAUACUCCUGUGAUGUCAGCUGUUUUUGUAUCUAACAUGGCGACUGAAUGUUUUUGUGUGGUCUAUAUAAAAUGUAUGUUCUCCUAAAUUUCAGUAGACACUGGCAGCUUAAACGAUCAGUGUACAAGUCGAGGUGCUGAACUCUGGUCACAAUUGGUUGAUUGGUUAAAACAAAGAUGCAAAAUCCUGGAAAUGUUCUGGUGGAAUCAAAUGGCAAAUGAAGGCACUGAGUGAUCAUCAAGUGUUUGAGGCCUUUUUUCCUUUGAGUAGAAUCGAAACAGCUCCUGCACAUGCAAAUGAAGGAGUGUUUUCAUUAGCAAUAGACAAUGUCAGAGAAGAGGACUUUAGGAACUUAAUAACUGUUAGUCUGGGAUGGAAUGGAGCCCAGACUAAAUCUACCCAGAUAAAUAGAACGAAUUGGAAGUACUGCAAAUAUAUUAUGUCGUUGGAAAGAUGGCACUGUGCCAUUAUUGACAGAUAAAGCAGAUUGCUGCCAAACCCGGUCAAACUAAAGAGAAAUUAAAGUGUUAGUCACCAAUAAGAGCAAGCAACACUUUAAUACUUCCUUUACAUACUUGAUUAUUUAAUACUAAGAGCCCUUGUCUAACCCUUUAAUAAAAAUAAUGGCAAUAAUCAGCAAACUACAGCUGUCAGACUGACAGAGCGGUGUGACCAGAGCUUCCAAGUGCAAGUGUUUCAUGUAUGAAAAAACAGAGUAUUUAGAGACCAGACUAUGUCUGUCUCAGUCCUGACCCGCCUACGGUCUGUUGGCUGCUGCAAAGCACCAAGCUGUUGCUGCCUCCUGUUAGCUGAAAAUCUGCAGCUCCUCAUGAGCUCAAGCAGACGGAGAGAAACGGGGAGAGUGGAUUAUCUUCUUUGUAAUCAAACUUUUCUGUCAACAAUAAAGUCAAAUGACUCAAAGUAUUUCCCAUUUAAAUCUAACUUUGGCUAAGUUUCACGUCUCUAUGUGGUCUAGUUACUUCAAAGUCUUGACUGAUUUGACCGUCUAUAGACAUCCUUAAACCAAAACUUUAGAGAGCUUUACAAAAUGUUGGGGAGUUUGAUAGAAGUGAGGAUGAAAUGAAAAUGGACACAUUGAAGUUUCAAAAAUGUUUCUCUAUUUUUCUUUGAUUUAUGCACAAUAAAGUUUAAUGGUGUUAGUUUCUGCCAAAUUAGAGCCUGAAGUGAUUUUCAUAGCUUGAUACUUGGACUCAUUAAAAUCCAUUUGGCUUUUGAAGUGAACCUCAGUCUGUGUUUCUGCUCUAUCUCGAGUUAAAUUAGGCAGAAAUACCUGAUAAAUGAUCCAAUCAUCAGGAUAUUAGAGGCUGUCGCUCAGCGUCAUACUCGGCAUUAGCUCGGUCAUGGUGUUCCUCAGUUGAGCAGAACGGCUCCCUGCAGUGAAAACUUAAUUCAACCAAAACUGAGAGCAGCUGGCUGGUAAAACUCCUCUCUCUCUCUCACACACACAUACACACUGUGUAUUUUCAGCUUUCCUUUCGCCUUCUGCUGCUGCUAGCAUCACUCUGCUGAAACACAUGCAAACACUCUGGAUCUUCCUCUGAACCACAUGUGAUGAAGGCUUUUCUUUCCCUGCCUCCCCGUGUCCUGAUGAGACUUCCUGUCGUUUGUCUGACUGGAGUCUAAUCGGAAGAGUGUCACAUCAGGUGUUUCAUUAACUUACUUACCACUUAGCUUCAAUACUGAUGGAGUUAAAAAAGAAUUCUGCACUGCUGGUGUUUUAGCCCACGGGUUUGUAUUGUCUUGACUUGCUUGUGACUAGAAAAACAAUAAACCUACAAGCCAAGACGUGGCUGAAACCGGCUAAACAUCGGAGUGACACGUUCACGGGCCACUUGUCAAUAAAAAAUUAGGCUCCAAGGGUCCGUUGCAAUAAUUAUCCACCGUGAGUUUUAUUUACAACACAUCAAUAAGUUCCAAAUGCACAAUUGCAUGAAAAGAUACAAGUUCACACGGAUUCCUCCUUGACAAGUGCCAAAAAAAAAAUAAAUUGACGGUCAAAAACUUGUAUGCUCUCACCGGUCACAAGACACAAACACACCUGCCUCUAAUCAGCGCUAUAUAGGUUAAAGAGACAAGGAAACAAUUCCGCCUCACAUGCAGGUGGAGCCACCUACUGGAAAAACAACAAAAUUGCAUGAACCCAAAAUCCAUAUACACAAAUAUACACAUAUACUGGUAUUGGCACAAAAUUAUGCAUGACAAGUUUUGCACUCAGUUGCAAUGUCUUUUUCGGACUUUAACGAAAAAUAUCGCCACAUGGCCGACAGUACUCCCACUGCUUGCUACGUUGUUUGUACCUUAGUUCACACUGUUGUUGUGAUCACGUGGGCUCUACAUGGAUCCGGGCGCUGCUACAAAGAGGUGCUGGAGCGGAAUCUGAGUGCUGAUAUUGGAGAUUUUUGAUUCUUUUUGGGUUUUUUUGCUGUCCGAUACCCGAUAUCAAAAUCUUAUCGGUACACCCCUAAAUUUUUCUCACGUGUCCAGAGAAAUACCUUCACCUGUCUGUACACUGCAUCUACUUUAAUCUACGGCAUUCAUAUUUCUGGUCUUUUAUUUUGAAAUGACAACUCCACAUCAUGUUUCAGCCGACUCUGUAACUCACUGUUCCUUUGAGGAUUCGAGUCCCUGUCGAAAGGGUGGGCUUAAACGUCUGCGUGAUAGUCGGCAUCAAAAAGAGAGAAGACGACAGCGCACUCAGUGCUCUGUCAUCAGGAAAGCAGCCUGUCUGUGAGAGACAUACUAAUGAGUUUUCUCUUGUAACACAGUAAUUAAGUCCUCAAACGAUGAUGAGAGAUGAUGUGUGGAAUAAUAAUCUGAUCUGUUAAAAUGGUAACGUAGUGUUUUCUUGCCAAUUCCUUUAAAUCAGAACCAGAAAAGCCCAGCAUGUGGUGCCUGUGAAAAAAGCCGGGCUUGUGUGAAGGUAAUCAUUAUCUCUGAUGAGCUCUCUGCAGUCAGGAACAAAGUGUGUUAUUAGGGGAGCUAUUCCUGACUUAAACUCUGAUGAAUGCAAUUGUUUCAUGGGAAACAGUUUAAAUGACAUUUGAAAGGCAAAAACGAGAAGUUUUGAUCUUUUUAACCCAUGCCUCAUGACGAUGCUGCAGCACCAUCCUCAUCCUCAUCCUCAGCAGCUUCUCUGGGGCAGCUGUUGAUCGAGUGCCUUACUCAGUGACGUCUAAGAGUGAUUAGAUUCCCUUUCUAACUCGCAUGAACACAUUUUCCAGAUUCUCUACUUGAGUGGCUCAUCAAGCUGUUACCAAACUGUUUUUCUAACUCAAAAGUGCAAAAAAAAGGCACAAUAUCCCCAAAGAAUGAAAGAUCUAUAACACCGCUGCCAUUGCUAAAAUCUUGGAAGUAAUCUCUGUCUGUUCUACACCUGAUUUAACUCCCAGACUGCUAUUGGAUUUUGGCUUGUAUCAGAACUGCCUAUAUUGUCAUAUUCACUUCAGCUAAUACAGAUAUUAAUACAAACAAACCUUUAAUUUUUCAUUGUGAGUAACACCAAGUUUCCUCUGUAUUGGAAUAUGCCUUUAACUCUUAUUGUGACAGUCUGUUUGAUUCAGAAAACUGACACAAAAGGAGACUAACAUUUAAUUCUGUCGUAUGUAUUCUUUACAAAUAUGUGUGCACGGCGGCAGUAGCUCAGGAGGUAGAGCGAUUGUCCAAUAACUGGAAGGUUGGUGGUUCGAUUCCCCCUAUCCCUAGUCUGUCUUUCGUGUCUUUGGGAAAGACACUUAACCCAUCUUGCUCUCAGUGCGUGUCCUUCAAUGGUAUAUGAUUGUGAGUGUUGUGUGGUGGUGGUCAAGAGAGGCCGUAGGCACAAAUUGGCAGCCACGUUUCAGUCAGCUGUGACUACUAAGGUAGUUUACCACUGCCAGGGUGUGAAUGUAUGAAUGAAGUGUCCAUUGUAAAGCGCUUUGAGAGUCUCUGAUCAAGUGCGAUUAAAAUCUGAUGCAUUAGACAUUCACUGACGUCUCUUCACAACUCUUAAAAAUACUUCUAUAAGUCAAGUUUAACAGUGGUGUUCAUUUUUCUCUUUUUGCAGUUCUGGAUGUCUGCAGUGGCCACCACCAUGCCCAUACCAUCAGGUGCCUUCAUGCCUGUUUUCAUCCUGGGUGAGUUUAACACAGGCAGCCUUUAUAUAUUUGUAAAACAUGUAUCUCCAAAAUUAGUUAUAUUUUUCAGGAACAUUAAAAAGCAAUUUUAUUAGUAAACUACUUUACAGAAUAAACUGAAAACACGGUAAUUAGACCUGAAAUGAAAAUCUAGUCAUCAGUGCUUUGUGUUGUGAGUGAUAGUGGACAUAUGUGUUUUUUUGAUAAUGGGCUCCAAUGACAUUCAGUUAUAUACAAGCUUUGAGUAUCCCGCUUACGUCCCACUAUGCUGAUAAACCAAUGAUAGCGGGCUAUCCUACAUUUCCACAUAACACAUUUGAGUUGCGACUCCCAAUUUAACACGUACUGUUGUCCGCGACUGAGUGUGAGAGAGAAAACAGCAGCUUCGCUUCUGGGGAUGAACUUCGGCUCAAGAAAUCUAACGUACAGGUAACAACACUGUCAUGGUGAGAAAAAAGUUUGAGGUCGGCUUCAGUCGAUGGGAGGACAUUUGUGUAGCAUUACCCUGGACUGUAAUGAGUCUGCCACAGUGUAAAGUCUGUUUGCUGACAUGACAACGCAGGACCAGGGUGGGAGGUACGUGCUUUGUUGACACUUCUGAUGAUGUUAUAAAAUGUCUUUCCAUCGGUCACUUGUACACCCAAAGCUAAGGGUUGUUGGGGACGGUAUGCUGCAGAAUGGAGCAUCUGAAAAGUGUUUAAAAAAGAUCUUUUUGUUUUUCAAAAGAGAGUAAAUCUUAUUUUCCUGUGUCUGUUUUUUCCCCCUUUGUCCUCAAACACACAUAAACAGAUCUGUUUCCAUGUAUGUUCCCAAGGUUACGUUCAAUCCUAUUUAGCUUUAGGCUUUAGCGUAUUGUUAUUCAGAUCAACAUUUAAAAACAUCAGUGUUUAUUUGCAGUCCUUUGCAGUUUAUAUCUGAUGUUUAUGCAGAGUGAAAUGCUUUUUUGGAGUGUGACCUUUACCAGUACUCCACUUUAAAAUAUUCAUCAUUACAGCCGUAAACAACUUCAAAUGAUUAAAAGAGAUCUGCUGGGUCAUGUCGCGUGCGUUUGAGCGUGUGCUUCUUCGCUUUUUUAAAUGCGGCCUUUUGCAUUAUCACGUACUACAUUUGCACAAAGCUUCAGACUUUGAAAGAAAGCACAAUAGUAGCUGUAAAAGCAGUCAUGUUUAUUGUCAAUAAAUCAGUGAUGACCUGAGUUCUGUUUUCUUUGCUGAUACACUGAAGAAAUGCCGUUUAGACAUCAGUGAAUAUCGUCAGUCUUUUUUAUUCAGCUGUCUCAGCACAAAUUCAGCAUUUAUUUAUAGAAACAUGACACUUAGAUUAGCCUUUAAAGGUGUAAACUUUAUUUUGAAAGGACACUUUUUGGCUUCCCUCUCAUAGGAGCUGCAUUCGGCAGGCUGGUUGGGGAGAUCAUGGCCACCCUCUUUCCCCACGGGAUCGUGUUUGACGGCAUCCUCUACCGCAUCAUCCCUGGAGGGUACGCAGUCAUUGGUUAGUCUCCCUUUCCUCCUCAAAGAAACCCCCCCUCUCCCCGUUUUCAUCAAUUUAAUCACUUUUGUAACCGUAUCUACACUCUUUCGUCCAUCUCCCAUUAUUAAUAAGUCAUUGCAAGGGUGAAGUAAGAGAACCAGCAAUUGCAAUCACGUUAAAAAUUCAAUCAGGACAUCAUUUGAAAGCCACAUCAUCAAAGUCUGACUGUCAGGCUGUCCCUGUCUUUGUCCUUCUCCUCCUCCUCCUCCUUAACUGUCAAACUCCUGCUCUCUUCAUAUUUCAGAACCGCUCAGACUGUCCUCCCUCUGUCACCUCUUCCAUCUUCUUUAAGUUUCUCCUGUGUCUCUCCUAUCAGCCCACUCUGGCUCGUUGCAAAGUUGUCCUCCCCACCUAAUCUUCCUCGUCUCCUUCCCUUUUGUUUCUCGUCUACUCCCUCCUCUCCUCCUCUCUAUCACAGCAUGUGGCCCCCUUUGCUCUGACAGUAAAAUGUCACUGUGGGUUCCUUCAGCUGUCCUCACCUCAGCCACUGACCCAGAAACCCGGCCUUCCUCUAGUUGAUUCCCCUCAGAUUGCCAUCCAACGCCCAUCCCUCCUCUUUCUCCUUUGAUCCCACCUUGGUUCCUUCUUCUCGUCACUCCUUUGCUCCUUUUCCAUUUGUUUCAUCCUUUUUGAUCAGUCUCCAUCUUCAGCUUUUUUUCUUGGACCUUUGUUUCUCCCUGUCGCUGCUGGCAUACCCUUUUAUCAAUCUAUUUUUUAUUCCAAACCCUUUUACCGAACCAUUGUUUCCUGUUCCUCUCACCGCCUUAUCCUCUGUCACUUAGCACUCUUUUUUCUUCUCCUCUUCUGUCAUAGUACAUCUUUUUUUCUCUGUCACAUUUUUUCAUGUGUGAUUAUCUUUUCAACGCUCUCGUUUCCACUAUCUUUCUGUCCAUCUUUCAUCUUUUCUUCUUGCCUAAAAUAUCUCCUCCUGUUUCCUAAUCUUUUUGUCUUCCUCUCCUUUUUGUCCCUGCCACUCUGUGCAUGUUUACAUCCAGUUUCUUCCUCCUGCCUUGCCCCUUGACUCCUCUCUCCAUCCGCAUGUAUGACCUCCCCUUGCUGUUUUUUUUUCCUUUAACAUUCAUCCUUCCCCCCUUUCCCCCCUCCCUCCCUUCAUCAUCCCAUCCCAUCCCAUGUCUCUGACAGGAGCCGCAGCUUUGACAGGGGCCGUAACUCACACAGUGUCCACAGCGGUUAUCUGCUUCGAGCUGACAGGCCAGAUCUCUCACAUCCUGCCCAUGAUGGUGGCAGUAAUCCUGGCCAACAUGGUGGCGCAGGGUCUGCAGCCCUCCCUCUACGACUCCAUCAUCCAGGUCAAGAAGCUGCCAUACCUGCCAGAGCUCGGCUUUGGGCACAUGAGGUUUGUGCUACUUUGACAGACCAGAUGUUUCAUGUGGGGCAGGUAAAUAAAGGAGUUCUUCUUCUGCUGUGGAGCUGUAUUUGUAGGAGAUGAUUUUUACAUCUAGAAGUUAGGCAUUUUCACACUCGGGUGUUCUGCAGAUCGAGAACUUUCAGUUUUGCUGGUACUUUUGGGUGUAAAGAUUUGAUUUCGGCUGUGUGUGUGUGUGUCCUACAGCCAGUACAACAUCUUUGUUGAAGACAUCAUGGUCAGGAAGGUGAACUUCAUAUCAUCUCAGUCCACCUACAGAGAAGUCAAACUCCUGCUGGACUCCUCCUCACUCAAAUCUAUCCCACUGGUUGACUCAAAAGGUACAAGAGUGAAUGAGGAGAUUAUUGGUACUGUGAAUUAUUAUUUUUACCCAAAAUAACGAGAGGACAGAAUCACACCAGGGAAGUGUUGCCACCAUUAAACCACUGAAUCUGAGUAUGAUUGAGAUAAAAUUGAAGUUUUGAGCUGUGUCACAGAAGCUUCAGUCUGUGAUGUUUAACUUAUUUUUCCUCCUUUGCUUCUAGACUCUAUGAUCCUAUUGGGCAGUGUUGACAGGGUGGAGCUUCUGGCUCUCUGUGAUUGGUGGCUGUCUCCAGAGAGAAGGCUCCUGACGCAGGUGAGGACGGUCAGAAGACCAAGCACAUGUGGUCAUGCAACAAAAUGAUUGUGACACUUUUGUGACAAUGAAAAGACAAACAUGAAAAGUGGAUAAGCUAAAGGUUGAUGUGAACACUGAUGAAGAACACAGCUGGUGGCAUUGAGCCCAUACAGUAAAGUUAAACAGCCAUAUUCUGAACUGUUAUGGACAUGAAUUUCCUUAGUGGAAGUUGCACAACACGAUGGAGUUAUAUAACAAUUCACACUGGUGUUCACACUGCAUUUAAUUCCUGUAUUGUGACAAACCUGUCCGUGUUGAUUUGCUCACCUGGAUUUUGGCUCAGGGUCGGAGUCUGAGGGAGCAGAAUCAGUCUCAGAAACACAGCUGGGAGUCCUUCGCUUUCGUAGAUGAAGAGGAAGAGGAGGAAGGCGAGAAGGUGGGACCUUAAAGUUGUCUAUCUGUUGUGAAGUGUCUGCAGUUUAUUCUUCUGUAUUUUUAAGGCCUAACAGUGGAGGCAAACUCCUUUGAUCUCAUAUUUCCCUACAUAAAAAAUUCAGUCUUACAGCCUUUAUAGGCGGUAAAAUGAGGUGAAGUAAGUAGAGGCUGUGAUUUUAGUCACAUGUAGUCUCUGUCUACAGAGCAGCCCGGUGCAGGAGGAGAGAAACGGCCCCCUCCCUCCUCCAAAGCCUCAGGAGCCUUCCUUAAACUACACGUCUCCUGUUCCUGGUGAGCUGAGUUUCUGCACAUUCUGAGCAUAUUCUCCUUUUUUUGCUGUUUUUAUUUUUAACCCAACUGGUGGAGUCACAGUCGUACAUAUCUCUGUACUUACUGAUUGUGGGUAAAUAAAUUGAGUCACUAAUUCUUAAUACCAUGUGAUACAGCAAGGGUAGCAAAGGAUAAAGACCUUUCUUGACAAGACCUUACUUGCUUAAGAGAUUUCUUUCCCCAUUUCCAAUAAACUAAUUCUAUCCCAUUACUGUUGUUUUCAAGUCACGCCCAGUUCAAUUUGAAAACAAAAAACAGCUGGUCUCCUUCCCUUGUUUCAGUUACACUUGUCAAAUUUUCAGACAUGCAGCAGAGCCAGGGCAGAGGGAGCCUCAUGGGCCUUGUCACAGUACUAUAGAUGUUCUCAGACAAGUGUUGCUCACACAGAUAAUGUAAUAGGAUUUAUUCUUCCCUCUGUCUCCGCUGGUUUUUCUCAGAAAAAAGAAAAAAAAACAACUUUUCUACUGAUAUGACUCAGCAUAUAAUCAGAACCCAGAUGGUCCGAGGUAUAUAAUGUGUUCCAGGGAUGGUCUGGUUUUUGUAAACCUCUUGUAAAAGGUGCUCGUCAGUCGUGAAUAUAUUGUCCUCAGCAGAGCACAUGACCUUUUUGGAGCAGCCAGCUGAUGUGUGGAUAUGAACGCUGGUCUGCAGUAAGAAGAAUUUGAGUCAUUUUAAGGUUUCCCAACUGAAAUCAAUACCUCUUUGAGUCAGAGGUGCAGUGGAGACACGGUGUCACAUGUGUCUUGGCUUGGUUUCCUGGAUGGAUUGAUCAAAAAGAAAUGUUUCUACGUCUUGCUUUCUUAAUACUCACUAUUGAUUCGAAGCUCAUGCACCAACCCCUUUGAAGUGUCGAGCUCUGGCAUUAAGUUUACAAGUGAUCAGAUAUGGUUCAUUCUUAAUUCUUGUAGAUGCUCCUAAACGCAAACCUCGACUGCAUGAGAGGUUGUAAUUACCUUUAUUAUUAAUUAGUCAGUCCGUCACAUUGACGUAAACACACUCGAGUGUCUCUGGCCUAAUCAGAUGUCAUAUUUUUGGAAUUGAUACCUCUUAAAGAUGAGCUGUGUGGCAGAUGGAGUCUGUGUACACAUCAUGUUACAGUAAACUCUUGAAAUGCCUGCCUCACUCAACAAAAGACAGUUUCCCUGUAAAACGGUAUCCAGACAACAACACUAAGGUAUAGCUUGUGUUGUUGCAUUGCCUUUUUUUUUCACCUGGACAGUCAAGUCUUCCUAUAGCUGACUUACUUUGAUUCGUUGACCUUUACCGCCUAAAUGUCUUCAUCUCGUCUCUUCCAUGUGUCCAGACAAAGCUCCUCUGCAGUCUGUGAGGAGAACACUCAGGAAUCUUCUCACAUCAAAGAGCAGACAGGCAGAGGGACAGUCUCAGGUCAGUGUUUGCGUGUGUGGGCGGACACUUGUGUCAUGGUCUGUCUUUACACUUUAUAAACACUUGUGUGCACCACAUAUAACCAUGUUCGUGUUUUCAUGCUUUUCUAAAAAAUGUUUUUAUAUUUUCUAUGCUCGGUAACCUGAAAAGGAUGUCAGAAAUAUACAUCUCAACCCAAAUUCAUUCUUAUUUGUUUUGAUUUUAUUUUUGUUUUUAUUCUUAAAAUAUACUUUUUAUAAUCUUAUUAACAUUGUCAGUAAAUCAUAACUAAUUCAGUAAUAAUGAUAGUAAAACUAUUUAGUAGCUUUUUUCCCAUUAUACUUUUAACGACUUAUUUUUACUUAAAAAGUUAUUUCUUAGUAUGUGUAAUACAGUAUCAGGUCACAAAGACAGUGACCUUAGAGAGUUAUGUUUAAUGAUAUAGCAGCUCAAAAAUCUUUGCUUUAUGUAAACCAGUCCAGAUAUAACAGAAAUUAUUUGUUUAUCGUUAUGUUAUGUUAUGUUAUGUUAUGUUAUGUUAUGUUAUGUUAUGUUAUGUUACGUUACGUUACGUUACGUUACGUUACGUUACGUUACGUUACGUUACGUUACGUUAUGUUAUGUUAUGUUAUGUUAUGUUAUGUUAUGUUAUGUUACGUUAUGUUACGUUACGUUAUGUUUUAUUAUUAAUAAUAAUAGAGUUAGAGUAAAUUAGAGUACAGUUAGUGUGAAAUUAGACUUUGGUCAUUUCCAGGUAUGAGUAGGUGUAGAAAUUAACAUCAUGGAAAAGUCUUUAUUCUCAGAUAAUCACCUGUGGAUCUGUGAUUGAGAGGAUGUAGAAACUCUAAACAGAAUUUAUGAAGUGUCACCACUUUUAUAAGGAUACACACCAUAAUUUUAGAGCAGGACAAUGAUAAUGCAUCCUAUGACUGAAGGUCAUUAAAAUUAGUUAUAAAUUAGAAUUGGCAUACGCGUAAUUUUUGGUUAGCUGUGAUUUGAAAUCCAUUUGAUGUGGACAGUAUGUGUGACAGUCUCUGACAGAUGUUGGCACACUGCUCCCUCUUUUGUUAUGAAUCAUUGAAAUGCAAAUAUCCUCUGUCUAUUGGCAAAGCCAUCCCAAAACAUUCUCACACUGACACCUCUGGGUUAUAAAUAUUUAUUCUUUAUUUUUGCAGGGUGGAUUUUUCAUUAAGGGGGACUGCUUUCUAUUCAGAAAGACACAAAGUUAUCUGAUUGACAGAGGCACAAGAAUACACAAAUACUCCCCCAUUCUCAGACAAACUCUCCGAAGUCGAGCAUCUUUAUUUUUCAAGCUUCUCAUAUGGAAAUGGGUUAGCCAGAUACUAGAGGUAGAGUUAUUAUUUGGCCUGGCAGGGAAAGCAAUACAUGUCAUCUUUUUGAAUGAAACCCACAUUGGAAGUAAGCAUAUGCUUGUAAGCUCGCAAGAUUAGAAUUUGAUUUCUGUUUUGCCCACUGCUGUGGCGUGAGAAUUACCAGUCUGAUUCUCUAUUAUGUUUUUGGAUUCAGUCCUACUCCUGCAUGGGGAUUGUUUUUACAGCAGCGAGCCGCGAUUCUGCUGUCCUGAAUAUCAAAUAGAUUCACAGUAGGAAAUUGCCACUAGCGGCAAUCAGGCCAAAGCAUUGCUGAACUCUGGCUGUGAAUCAGGUAUUUGUCUUCUGUAUGGCAGGUAACCAGACGCUGACCUUUCGAAUAUUAUGUGGCUGGUGCAACAGUGUCAGCAUCUUGUUAAUUCUUGCAUUGGCAUCAUUGCUGUGGCUGUAGUGAUAAACGGGAAGAAUGAGAAUACAUUUACACAGAAUGCUGAGGUCUAAUUACUGUUUUGUAAAGGUGAGGUAAAAUAACAGGGGAACUUGUAAAAAAUGUCCGGCUUUUCCCUCAUUUUGUAUGUUUGUGUUUGGUUGUUAAAAUAGCAAACUCUCAGCUGUGGUUACAUGUAGAAAUCUCAUUUUGGUAUGCCCACAAUAAAUAGUACUAGUGCAGGGAUGAUAACACAUUUUGCCUUGACCUCAGAGGCUCCUGUUUUCUGAUGGUUUAAGAAAAGUGCAUUUUAAUAUAGCUAUCGAAUGAGCUGAUCAGCCUCCCCGUUUUCUUCUCCUUCUGCUAAGCUCAAAACAUGUAAAAUCGUGACAUCCUGUUGUCAAAAAUAGUCACCUUUUGAGUCAGUUUAUCUCCUGGAUGUUGCUUUAAACAAUAGCCCAGAGAUAGAUAUAUGAAAAUGCCAGAUCAUAUCAACGAAUUCUCAGGUGAAACCUCUCAGUGGAUGUAAAACAGAUCCGCCUCUCACUUUUUCUUUGACUCCUCUCCUGUUGGAAUAAGAUGAGACUUUCUGGACUCAGAGGUGGCAGCCAGCCUGUUUCUUCACCCUCACCAGAGAGACAGAAGUGACAAAGGAUUUUUUAUUAUUUUUUUUCUUAGAUAAAAAUCCCACACUAACAUGUCUCAUCUCUUAUCUGUCUGUCUCCUCCUUUUGUAUGUGCAGGAGCCCUGUCCUCCGCCCCUGUCAGACACAAUGACGCCUGAAGAGGUACGGCAUGGUUUGCAUGGUUUUACAGAAAUGUCUGCUUGCCAUUGUUCCUUUACCCUGAGGUGAUCUGAAACUCCACUCGAGUUUAGAAAUCAAUUCUUGAGUCAAAAGCCAAGAACUUUGCAGCUGCCUUUACAUGAUCCGUCUUAAGGUCCUUACACGCCAGGACCGAUGCAAAUAUACGACGCAAAAUCACGAAAUAUUCUGAGGCGAAUUUUGACGCGCCAGCCAGAUGCAAUUUUGCCAAGACUGACCCAACAGCAGACUGAGUGUUUUUCAGUUCUGAUUAGACUCUAGUGUUAAGAUGUCUGUCUGUCAUGAUAGCAUGUACUGAGUCUGGGCCAGUACCAGAUAAGAACAUUAAACUAUAAUCCAUAAAUGUAAGGUAACAACCGAGACCUAAUGGUGCUGUGACAGCAACACGAUUGGGUUUGAGACAAUGAAAAUACAUAUGGUAUGUUGUAUCUGAACAGGUUAGCUUACGAGCUAAAGUUACUUAGCACAGAUGAAAGUUAAAACAAAGACGUUUAUCAAACUGUUAAAGCACACAAACCAUCGUCACAUGAGAAAUCCGACGCUAUGACUCUCCACAAGUCGUCCUUCAGGUCGUUAUCUUUGUAACAUUUGUGUUUUUUUAUCAAACAGCACUCUGUUCUCCGACACGUAAACAAUCAGCCGGUCGGCCAUGACAUCUAUACUGAAAAAACUCUAUGUUAAAAUAGGUCACAGGCAUUCCAGAUCUGUGUCAAACUCACAAAGAUCCAGAAUUGGGGCACUUUCUAACAGCAGUGUGAUCACACACAUGAAAUCUUUAUUAUGAGAUCUUUUCAGUCGAAAGCGUCAAAAUACUAUUAGUCCCUCCAGUGUUCUCUGUUGGUUUCCUCUCUCUAUCCCUACCUGGCACUUUCCCAGAAGGCUCCACAACACUCUCCCUCCCCCCCUGUAAAUCCCACCAGACUGCUGCUGCUCGUGUCACAGCAGGCCAGGGCUUGUUGGUAAAACCUAUAGAGAGGCUAAAAGGUGUCAGACAUCCUAAAUCUCAGAGGGAACACCAGAGACACGCAAGGACACAGUGCAAGGUUUCAGGGUUUUCUCACCGCUGCAUAACUCUGGUAGACGGCGGUGAACCAGAUCGUCUUUGUUCAUUUUCAAACAGAUAAAAUCUACACAGACUCAUCUAUUAUUAUUUGUCCUUUUCAUGGAGUGUAGGAGGAUGUAUGUAUGCAAACUACUAUUAAAGCAAAUGCUGAUCCUUAAAAGGAUUAGUGAUAAUGACUCCAAACCAAGGUCAGCCUGACCACCUCUGUGACCUUGAUUCUUAUUGGCUGCCGCAGAUCACAGCGUGGGAAGAGGCGGAGAUGGACAAGCCGAUGGAAAUCGAUGAGAUACGAGUGGACCCUUCCCCUUUUCAGCUAGUGGAGAGAACGUCAUUACACAAGGUUAGUGUGAAGUAACCCUUAAACAGUAAAGUGAAGGUAAAGAGCCUCUCAGAGGUCAGCAGAUGUUUAAAUCACAUCUUAAGAUUUGCCUCAGAAAGCCUUCCUUCCUGUCUGUUAUUUUGGUUCUUGUGGAAAUAAUGAAAAUGAUAAAUCAACAAUUUUGAGACACAGUUGAAUGCAUCUUUUAGCAGCUUGGUAUUGCUACAGAUAAAAAAAACUGACUCAUUAACAUCCAACUAUUUUACUAAAAGUCUCAUGCCAAACAGAUUCAGCGAAUUCCCCUUUUUAACUUUUGUUAUUCAUGUUUGAAUACACACAUGGAUGGAAGGAAAUAAUCUGUACUAAUACCCUUUACUUACAGCCACUGAUUGCUCAUUGUUAUUGAUAGAUAGAUUAUUGAUAAUAGACAGAAACACGUGCAUGAAUCUUUACUGGACUUCUGUGAUCAUGUUAUUUAUUCAGUUUGCAAUACAUGGGUCGCAGCAAAGGGCAGGACAUUUAACACAUUCACUCAUCAAUAUAAUACGCACGUCUGUCAAUGUGCAGGACAGCUGAAGGGUCCAGCCAUCAAGUGUAGAAGUGCCAAGUGCAAUAGUCACAAUAAAUAAGUAAAUAAAUGGAUUUGAAAACCUAGAAAGUAAAAAACAACCAGGUAAACUUUGAACUAUCAAUGGCAUUUAAAUACCUAAUGGCUGAAGGAAUAAAAGAAUUGACAUAACUGAGCAAGAUAUCGCCUCCAAGUGGGCAUUAAGGAAAAUCUCUUGUGAAGUAGAUGAUCUGGGUGUGCAAAGAUCUGCAUGACAAGUUUUAACAGGGCUGGACAAGCUGUUAAAACUCGCCAUGUGGUCAUGGAAACCAGCGAACAAGAAGAGGAAAAGAUUUUCAAGUAUCUCAACAGAGUUAUCAAAAUAACACGACUAGUUCAUGACUGUCAUAUGAUUUUUUUAUUCAUCAGCCUGCUGGUUAAACUUUGAGUUUCCCCAUCGUUGGUGAAAAUGUCAUCUUUUCAUCUCUCUCAUUGAUUUGGUUUCACAGACCUGCACAUAUUCCUGUUGAGAUUAUUGUAUUAAAUGCUCACUGCCCACACUAAGUCGGGUUUUUUAAAAAGUCUCCAGCUGCACAUGAAAAAUGUCAAAGUGACCUUAAGCUCACACAAAGUAACUUCAGAAACCGGAGCUUGUUAUAAUUCGUUGCACAACCUGAUUUCCAUCAGGAAUUAUUUGAAUAUUACUUCAGUUCAAAAGAAAAUUGCUCCAGAAAGCAGGGAAUAUUGUAAUUUUCUUCCAUUUUCAUUUCAAUGUGUGAUUCAUUACUUCAUAAUUUGCAUGAAAUGACUUGAAUAGGUAGCCUGCAGUAGUUUGACUGUGGACAGAAGUUUAUGUUUUUAUAUCCCGGGUAUUAUUCAGGAUAACAAGCAUACAAAUGAAACUGUUCAGCACCUGGAGCAGCCGUCAGACCUUUUCUUGAAUCUCCCACACUGGGCUCUUUAAGUUGUUUACUCCUGUAACGUCUUAUUCACCGAGGCUGUGGGUUACCUUGACAAUAUGAAGAGAUGAGAGAAGCAUAUUAAAAACAUUCACACAGUGGAUUAAUUCACUCAGUGUCAACAGACUCAAUGGAGAAAACACAGCAUCUGUUAGUUUAGGAGGGAACAGGUGGCGAGGCUUUUGUUGGUGCAAGACAAAGAAAGUCUCUAUUUGUUAAAGACUAUAAAUCAGCCGACUAUUUUAUUUUCAAUUUCUGUUAAAGAGGUUAAAACAAGCAUACAUGCAGCCUAUGUUAAAGAAAAAACCUGAAGAUGAUCCAGGAUUUACACAUAUCCCUGAAAUACUGAAGCAUGUAGACAGGUUGUACCCUUGCUGGUUGGUUUAUUUUGUCAUCAAUGUAAUUUCAUUCUCAUGCUAAUAUUAUCCAGAGUAUUCUGCUUAUUCAUGUGCAAAAGAAGGCUUUAGGGGGGAGGUGUGCUGAUGCAUACAAAGAGCUCAUCUAAAAUGUGACCUUAGCUGGGAUAUGAACAGAAUAAAUUGUGCCGAGAAACGCACUCAGUGACUUUUUUGUCUCGUGGUUCAUUUGGAGCCUUGAGCUAGUCAGCUUUCAUCUCUCUCUCUCUGUGACAUUGGGUCUUGACAGAGCUGAUGGAGAAGUCCAGAGCCUGUAAAUUGUCUGGAUGAAAAAGACUCAUCUGAUCCUCAGUCCAAGUUUGUCAUAAUGUGACGACUGUCCCCUUUUUCACUCCACAGACCCACACGCUGUUCUCCCUGCUGGGGCUGAGUCAUGCCUAUGUGACCAGUAUCGGGAAACUGGUGGGAGUGGUGGCGCUGAAGGAGGUAAGAACUCUUAUCCUGCCGAUGUCAGGGCUUUUUUCUGUUUUGUUUGUUUUUAAAUUCUGUCUAAAGAGGUCACCCCAAAUUAUUGCAAGCCAAUAAAUUCAAUUAAAUUCUUAUUGAUCUGAGUCAGCAGCCUUCUUCUUUUUUCAGAACUCUUUUCUUGUCUUGACUUUGGGUGGAGAUAAAUAAAAAAGAAAAAACUGAUUGUCAGAGAGUCUCAGAAGCAUUUUGAAUUAUGGAUGAGUAUUUUGAUAAGCACAAUCAAUAUCCUCACUGUACAUUUCCUUCUUUUAUUCGCUUAAUUCCUUCUGUCCUGACUUGUUUGUCUCUGGUAUCAGCUCCUCUGGCACUCCUCCCUCCCUGAAUCUGUUUUUCCUGUGGAUUUAUUUACCCCAUCAUUACAUCAUUUGCUUUUUCCUCCUUUUUCCCUGUAUCAUUUCCACCACUACCUCCUUGCCCUUUCCUUUCCUUUCCUUUCCUUUCCUUCUUUCCCUCCUCCAGCUUCAGAAGGCCAUCGAAGGCUCCACACGAUCGGGUGUCAGGCUCCGUCCUCCUCUUGCAAGCCUGCGAGAAAUCAUCAACCACAACUCUGUCUCUAAAGCUCCACCUUCCUCUCCCACUGCUCCUUCUUCAACCUCCUCUCCGACUGCUUCCCGGUCUCCUCCCCCCUCACCCCCUCCUCCUCCCCUACACCAUCAGCAUCAUCGGCCAAAGAGCGAAACGGAGGUGUGGAUCGAGGGUGUGAAGAGGGAGGAGGGGGAGAGCAGCGGUGGCAGUGCAGGGAGUGGCGCUGGCAGCAGCACGGGGGCCUUAAGCCUGGCCAGCAUGAGCUGCAGCGACAACAGCAACCUCAACCUUCCUCCCUCCUCCACUCCUCCCCCUGUACCUCCCUCCACUCCUCCUCGUUCUCCCUCUCCCUCCAUACCUCUCUCCACCCUACAGGGACUUCUUGAAGGGGAUGAAGACAGUGAUGAUGAGCCAAUGGUCUAGAUUAGACAUGAGUGGGGGUUCUGUUUUUUAUAAUGACAAACUUUUAUAAUGAUGUGAGUGUUUUUCUUAUCUUCUUAAUUUGUCGUGCAUUUACCAUUUUUUGUCACCUUAUUGGUAGAGUAUAGUUUUAUAGUUCACUUUAAAAUAGCUUCAAGCACACACCAGGUCACGAUAGAUCCUUUUUUUUUUCUCGUCUUUUUUUGAAAACUGUCUCUUCCCCUCUCCGAUUCUGUCUGCUCAUUUCAUCGACCUUUUCUGGUUGGUUUACAUAAACAGCCUUUUCCUCUCCUGCCCACCUCAACCUCUCUGUCCAGUCUCAUAGCUUAUUAUUCACAUUAUGGGGUCAGCCAGUCCCAGAACUUCAGUUCCUGCUGCUGCUGCUGCUUUAAAGUAGUAUGAUAAAUAGCUGACUCUUUCAUUCAUUAAUGGAUGUAUCUUAAAAUAGCUUGUAGGCUGAUAAGAUAACCCAAACAUGUAAACACUGAAAUAUAAAUACUGUAAAAUUCUGUGACUAAGACACAGUAUUUAGACCUUCUUUGUCAUCUUAAAAGAGAGUUGUGACUAGGGAUGGGUGAUAUAGGCUAAAAAAUUUAUCACAAUAAGUUUUGCCAUUCUGCCGAUAAUGAUAAAAAUCCAGAUGAAAAAUAUUAUAAUUCCAAAUCCAUGUUUUUGACUCAUUCUGUCUUGAGAAAACCAGUUGGAAUCGUCAAAUAAGAUACUUAAGUACAAGUUUAAGUGGUAAGUUACAGAGAAAACCAGUGAAAUGUGAAAACAUUUUUAACAUUUAUUGAAAACUCUUAUGGCACAGAGUGAACAGCAGCAGAUCCACGGUCUGAUGUCAGGCAGACCUGAUUGCACUCGUCUAAACUCCAAUCUUGAAAUCCCUCAUGUGGAGCCUCGUUCAGCAACAACCUGCUCAGAGACGUCUUUUUCACUACCUUCUUAUUCUGAUCUGUGUGAUCUACGGCUGC